AGCUCGGCGCCCGCUGCGUCUGCUGCUGCCGUGCCCGCGGCACCGGGGCCGGGCGCUGCUGCCGGCGGCCCGGGGGACACGCGGUGCCCUGCAGCUCGCCCGUGCAGCGCCAGCUCUGGCAGCACGGCAGCUCCAGGGGCGGCCCAGAUGUGCUGCAGCUGCACGGGCCGCCGCGGCCUCUCGUCAGUGGGCCUUGGAGCACUCGAGGGGUUCCCCUUUCAGGAGACAAAAUCUGAGCCUCGGGAGUCUGGGGGCUGAGCUGAGCAGCACAAGAAAACGGUGAUUUGACACGGGUUGUUCCCCAGCCUGGCUGGGUUCUGAGUCCCCAGGCAAAUAGAAGCUGGACUAGUUUGUGUUCUUACCCUGCUCAAAGGGAUUUCUUUCUGCUGAACGUUCCUGCUCAGUUCAGUGAGUGCUUUUUGGGAGCAGCCUGCUCUCUAUUUUACCAAGUUGAUGCAUUUUCCCAUGCAGCGUUACUGCUUGUAUUUAAUUUCAGCCAUCUGUGGUGAGAUACUAAAUAUCUCUGGCUUUGGGAUAAGGCAGGAAAAAUUCUUGAAACCCAGCUCGAAUAUACUUGGACAAUGGCACAGGUCAGGCUGCAAGACUUGCCCUUCAUCCCCAUCUCCUGGGUGCUGAAGGGUUCAUCAACCAGUAAUCCCCUCUGCAGCACGGUUCCCUCUGGAAAUGUAAAUGGUUACAAAUGUUUGGGCCUCUUAUACCAUGUGCCAUGUGCUUUAUUUUCACAUCGAAUGUUUGGUGACAUCACAGCUGUUGGGUUUUUGUAAUAGAAUGAGCUCUUGCAGCUCAAAUGUCUGUAAAAAUUAUGUUACAGUUCCUUGUUUUAAAACUGCCCAGUGUGUGCUACGUCAUGCCCAAACUAUCUGUAAAAUAUUUUUUUUGUUGCUCACAGAUGAAAUUGAUUUGACUCCAUAGCUGCAGAAACCUUAUUUUUUUUUUUCCAAAGCUGGGACAUUUGCUGAAAUGAUUGUUGAAAUGAAGAGAAGGAGCUUGACUGGUUGUUUUUACACAGCAAAUUGGAAGAAUGUUUCACAUUGAAAAGGAUCUCUGUUGGAAAUACCUCUCUGUACAAAGGGGAGCAGGGAUGUUGUUCAAUGUCCUGAGCUUUCCCUCAUGUUGGAUCACCAUAAAAUAAAAGGGAAUUACAAACUUACUGCGAGCCCUCUUGCAAAAGCAUCUGCCUGCCCUGAGGCGUGGCAGAGCUGGACAUUUCUCCUCUGGCCGCUCUGACCCCUCUGGACCAGCUCCUGGGGAGGAAUGUGUCCCCUGUGGAUGGAGUGACCAAAUUGUCCUUUGUUUCCUUAAAAAGGAAAAAGCCCACAGGUUUCUCUCCUCGGCUGGGUAGAAAAAACCCACCUCAUAAUGUUGCAGUGAAGCGAUACGCGGAAUAAAUAAACUCCACAACCAGAUUUAGUUAUGAAGUGGGUAUGUAUGUCAGCGCCCGGCACAAGCAGGAUAGCUCCCGUGAAAACUUGUGCGCCGAGCUGCAGCCUGUCCCACAUCUUUAUUCCCAAAGGUGUUCCACAUGCAGUACAUUGCACAGCUUUGCCAUGCAUAUUCAAGCCCUGGCCCCGCCUGUCCUCGCCUCGUGUGGUAAUCAGAUCCACGCCCUCCUGGGCAUGCGUUUUUUGCUGUGGUGGUCGCACGGGGGUCUCGGGUUGUCCUCUGAGGCUGAAGGCUGUGGUCUUCCUCAUGGCUGAACUUUUGAACUUCUCUCCUUUGUGCAUGUGCUUUUGGUACCCUGGUGCUUAUCUGAGUACGUCUGUCGGGCUUAAUUAGCUUGGAGACAGAGGAGUUCCUUUAUCUGGGCUUUUUGUAUCUCUUGAUCUUCUCAGGUAUUGUUCUUUAUGUAAGAAACUCCAGAAAUUUGCAUUUUCCUAUGCCAUUUGUACCAUGGUAGAGGUUUCUUAAGUAAGAAGUUUAAAAUUCAGCACAUAGUUCUACAGGCUACCUUUUAAAUGCUUAAUUCAAGUGAACUCCAAAAAUCUCUGUUUCAGUAGUGCACUAAAUAGUUUUCGAGUUGUUGUCUUGCGCUGGCUGUGAUGUCGCACGGGCUGUCCCCUUCUCCCCUCACAUGGUAUGUUCCUCAUCCCCCCCCUCUGCUCCACCCCUGAUGGUCUGCGCCCUCGCAACUCCUCCCCUGGCCCCUCCUCAGCGGCAUCCCAUUGGCUGCGGCCCUGGGUCCCCGCCCCCAUUCCUCGGGUAUAAAUGUCCCCUGUGCGGGGGUGCCCGUUCUGUGUUUCCCGCGUUGGCGGCGUGCGGCGGAGCUGUCCCUGCCCGUCCGAUAAUCCAGGGCGCUGUAGCACGUGGAGAAACAGCGCUCCUCGUCUUCUGCUUCGUUCGUGUGGGGUCCGUGCAGGCUGGAGUGCAGAUCUAGCCGGAUUGGAUUUUACAGCCCGGGACCCACGGGUAUUACAGGUGGUGCCCAAGGUGCUUGGGCUCCUGUUCGGUCAGAGGCGACGCGAAGGAGCUGGUAAUUCCCAUGCGUGGAUUAUAUUUUGGACUUUUUGGACUUUGACCUUCCUCCGCCGUUUUCGUGGCGUUUUUGUCGGCAAGAAGGCUGGAGGGUGAGAUGGGGACCCCGCGGCAAGCCACGAGGGGCCGAUUCCGGACGAAGGCUUCUUUAUCCGCGUCCCAGGCGCCCGAGUGCCCAGGAGGAAACAUGCUGGACGAAGACGACGUGAAAGUGGCAGCUGAUGCCCUGAAAGAGCUCGAAGCUCUGAUGCCCAGCGCAGACAAGCUGGGCAAGCAGAGGGGCAGCGACCAUCGGGAGAAGAAAAGGAUGAGGAGCCGAAGCCGCAGCAGGGACAGGAAGCGCAGGCACAGAUCUCGCUCCAGGUCUCGUUCCAGGACGUGGGACAGGCACAGGGGAAGAGGCAGAUACCGGUCCAGGAGCAGGAGUGGGAAUCGUCCUGAAGUUGGUGAUGAAGAAGAUGAGGAUCUUGAGAUUGAGCUGGUUGAAGAAGAGCCACCAUUUCUUCGAGGUCACACUAAACAGAGCAUGGAUAUGAGUCCCAUCAAAAUAGUCAAGAAUCCAGACGGUUCCCUGUCCCAGGCUGCCAUGAUGCAAAGUGCUUUGGCUAAAGAGAGGCGAGAACUGAAACAAGUGCAGAGAGAAGCAGAGAUGGAUUCCAUCCCCAUGGGGCUCAACACGCACUGGGUGGAUCCUCUCCCUGAUGUGGAUGGAAGACAAAUAGCUGCAAACAUGCGAGGUAUUGGGAUGAUGCCAAAUGAUAUCCCAGAGUGGAAGAAGCACGCGUUUGGUGGCAACAAAGCUUCGUAUGGUAAGAAGACCCAGCUUUCCAUCAUUGAGCAGAGAGAGAGUCUGCCAAUCUUCAGACUGAAGGAGCAGCUGAUCCAAGCUGUGCAUGACAACCAGAUUCUGAUUGUUAUUGGAGAGACGGGAUCUGGGAAAACAACCCAGAUUACCCAGUACCUGGCUGAGGCAGGAUAUACGUCCAGAGGAAAGAUUGGAUGUACUCAGCCUCGCAGAGUGGCUGCAAUGUCUGUUGCAAAGAGGGUGUCAGAGGAAUUUGGCUGCUGCUUGGGCCAAGAGGUUGGCUACACCAUCCGCUUUGAAGACUGCACCAGCCCUGAGACUGUCAUCAAAUACAUGACAGAUGGCAUGUUACUGAGGGAGUGCCUGAUAGACCCAGAUCUCAGCCAGUAUGCCAUCAUCAUGCUGGAUGAGGCCCACGAGAGGACCAUCCACACAGAUGUGCUCUUUGGGCUCCUGAAGAAGACGGUGCAGAAACGGCAGGACAUGAAGCUGAUCGUGACAUCGGCCACUCUGGAUGCUGUGAAAUUCUCUCAGUAUUUCUACGAAGCACCAAUCUUCACCAUUCCUGGCAGGACAUACCCAGUAGAAAUUCUGUACACCAAAGAGCCAGAGACAGAUUAUUUGGAUGCCAGUCUGAUUACAGUCAUGCAGAUCCAUUUAACAGAGCCACCAGGUGACAUUUUGGUCUUUCUAACUGGCCAGGAAGAGAUUGACACUGCCUGUGAAAUCCUCUAUGAGAGGAUGAAAUCUCUAGGACCUGAUGUUCCGGAGUUAAUUAUCCUCCCAGUGUAUUCAGCUUUGCCCAGUGAAAUGCAGACCAGGAUCUUUGACCCGGCCCCACCAGGGAGCAGAAAGGUUGUCAUUGCCACCAACAUUGCAGAGACAUCUCUGACUAUUGAUGGAAUCUAUUAUGUGGUGGAUCCUGGCUUUGUGAAGCAGAAAGUUUAUAACUCCAAGACUGGAAUCGACCAGCUGGUGGUGACACCCAUUUCCCAGGCUCAAGCCAAGCAGCGCGCAGGCAGGGCUGGCAGGACGGGCCCAGGAAAAUGCUACAGGUUGUACACAGAACGUGCCUACAGAGAUGAGAUGCUGACCACCAACGUGCCUGAAAUCCAGAGAACCAAUCUGGCCAGCACAGUGCUCUCCCUGAAGGCUAUGGGCAUCAAUGAUUUGCUGUCCUUUGACUUCAUGGAUGCUCCCCCCAUGGAGACUCUGAUUACUGCCAUGGAGCAGCUCUACACCCUGGGAGCUCUGGAUGAUGAGGGGCUGCUCACUCGACUUGGGCGUAGGAUGGCAGAAUUCCCCCUGGAGCCGAUGCUGUGUAAGAUGUUGAUCAUGUCCGUGCACCUGGGAUGCAGCGAGGAGAUGCUGACAAUUGUCUCCAUGCUGUCUGUGCAGAAUGUGUUCUACAGGCCAAAGGAUAAACAAGCACUUGCUGACCAAAAGAAAGCCAAGUUCCAUCAAACAGAAGGUGACCACCUGACGCUGCUGGCGGUGUACAAUUCCUGGAAGAACAACAAGUUUUCGAACCCCUGGUGCUAUGAGAAUUUCAUCCAGGCCCGGUCCUUACGCCGGGCUCAGGACAUUCGCAAGCAGAUGUUGGGCAUCAUGGACAGGCAUAAGCUGGAUGUGGUGUCCUGUGGGAAGGCCACAGUUCGGGUCCAGAAGGCCAUUUGCAGUGGCUUCUUCAGAAAUGCAGCCAAGAAGGAUCCCCAGGAAGGCUACAGGACGCUCAUUGACCAGCAGGUUGUCUACAUCCACCCCUCCAGUGCUCUCUUCAACAGGCAGCCUGAAUGGGUGGUGUAUCACGAGCUGGUGCUGACCACCAAGGAGUACAUGCGGGAGGUGACGACCAUCGAUCCUCGCUGGCUGGUGGAGUUUGCCCCAGCUUUCUUCAAGGUCUCUGACCCCACCAAGCUGAGCAAGCAGAAGAAGCAGCAGAGGCUGGAGCCCCUCUACAACCGCUACGAGGAGCCCAACGCCUGGAGGAUCUCCCGCGCCUUCCGCCGGCGCUGAGCUCGGCGCCCGCUGCGUCUGCUGCUGCCGUGCCCGCGGCACCGGGGCCGGGCGCUGCUGCCGGCGGCCCGGGGGACACGCGGUGCCCUGCAGCUCGCCCGUGCAGCGCCAGCUCGGGCAGCACGGCAGCUCCAGGGGCGGCCCAGAUGUGCUGCAGCUGCACGGGCCGCCGCGGCCUCUCGCCAGUGGGCCUUGGAGCACUCGAGGGAUUCGCCUUUCAGGAGACAAAAUCUGAGCCUCGGGAGUCUGGGGGCUGAGCUGAGCAGCACAAGAAAACGGUGAUUUGACACGGGUUGUUCCCCAGCCUGGCUGGGUUCUGAGUCCCCAGGCAAAUAGAAGCUGGACUAGUUUGUGUUCUUACCCUGCUCAAAGGGAUUUCUUUCUGCUGAACGUUCCUGGUCAGUUCAGUGAGUGCUUUUUGGGAGCAGCCUGCUC
Molecule: messenger RNA, 5749 nt
Organism: Motacilla alba alba
Lineage: Eukaryota; Metazoa; Chordata; Aves; Passeriformes; Motacillidae
Product: ATP-dependent RNA helicase DHX8-like
Exons: 17
Coding region: 2591-5314 (907 amino acids)
Biological process (GO): spliceosomal complex disassembly; mRNA splicing, via spliceosome
Cellular component (GO): intracellular anatomical structure; catalytic step 2 spliceosome
Molecular function (GO): ATP binding; RNA helicase activity; RNA binding
Source: RefSeq, a predicted model, not a curated record